ACGAAAGUGUCAACGACGAGAGAGAAUAAAAUAACCAAACUAAAAACAAUAACAAAAACUGAACAAAGUGUUAAGCAAGCACAUUAAAAAAUAUAUUUUAAACAAAGCUAGUAGUGAAACGACCGAUUUAAUCGAUAUAAAAGGAAGAAGAUUACAAAUCGUUAAUCUAGUAAAUCAAAAUGGCAUCUGGAGGCUUAACAUGUGUCAAAUAUUUAACCUUUUUCUGUAAUUUAUUAUUUGCCCUGUCGGGAGUUUUGAUUUUAUUGAUUGGCGCCAUGGUUCAAUUUAACUAUGCACACUAUUCGAAUUUCGUCAGUGAUCACAUAUGGACAGCUCCCAUUAUUUUGAUGGUUGUAGGUGCUUUGGUAGCAUUCAUCUGUUUUAUGGGAUGUUGUGGCGCCUUAAAGGAGAACAGUUGCAUGAUUCUGUCGUUUGCCAUUUUAGCAUUAAUAGUAUUUUUCCUUGAAAUCGGCUUGGGCAUAGCUGGCUACAUCAAACACACUGGCUUGAGGCAAAUUAUGGAAACACAAUUUAACGCCACCAUGGAGCAAUACAAUGAACGCAAAGAUUAUCGAGACGCCUGGUCGUUAUUACAAACAGAGUUGGGGUGCUGCGGCAUUCAGGGACCCAACGAUUGGGAAAAGGUUUUCUCAAACGAAACUAUGCCCGCGUCUUGUUGCCCAAUGAUUAACCUCAACGAAGCUACUUCAUGCACUGUGACACAUGCAAAUAAGAAUGGCUGCUUAAAGGAACUCCUGGAUAUCUUGGAUUCGAAAACCCUUGCUUUGGCUGUAGUAGUUUUGGGUGUUGCAGGCAUUCAGUUUCUUACGAUCCUGUUUGCCUGCUGCCUUUAUCGGUCAUUUCGUCGGAGCUACCAGACAGUUUGAAUUACGCAGCCAAGAUCCGUUGUGCCGCAUUUAAAGAGCAACAUCGAUAUAGAGAAACUACGUUGUGUCCUAUCCAGUUUAGUUGUCCCACAGUUUGGACAGUGGACGCUCAUCUACAUGCAGUCGACAAUUAAAAUAAGCCAACACCUGCAUAUAAUUAUUAUAUAUUUACAAAUACAUAUGUCAUUUUUUUAAUAGUUAUAAGGACACACAUUCACAUGAAGAAUAUUUAGGAUAAAAGUUCACAUUGCAUAUACAGUGAGAAAAGUAUACAUACACUUAAAAACACACAUAAAAACUCAUCUACUUGAGAAUUAGGACAACUCUGCAUUGAAAUUGUACCUAAUUUGGGUAACAUUGUAAGUCAUCUAGAUCUAUCAUACCAACGUUCGUUCCAUAACUUUGUGCCACAAAUAUCCAUGCCCUCACCAAAACCAUUCCAUUUCAUUCCAAAUCGAUGUUCAUCAACAGCUCCCAAAGCUUACGCGAAGUUCUUUCCCUCUGUGAUAUCGUUUUUAUGUAGGCACAUGUUUUGUUCCCCCAUAACUCCCUCUGCAUUAAAGCAUUUGAAUUCACCUCCCGUCUAAGUCCAACUUGUUGUGGCAGCGUCAUUAGGAUAUUUUAGUAUUACCCAAUCUAAAAGGUUUCGUUUAGAAUAAGCAGAGUCCGGAGUUUUAUGCAAAAUCGAAAGUUUCAUGUUGUUGUUGUAGCAGUUUAUUGUGUUCUAUCUUUCGUCUGCUUGAUUCUAUUGAGUGUCAAGACCCAAAGUUUCAUAUCUUUUAUUUGUCAAAUGCGGUGGUAUUUUCCAAUAAUUUUUUUGUAAACUUUUAUUGAUUUGAAUACAUUAUCUCUGCUAGUAAGUAUGCAAAGUACCCACGCAUUUGCCAAUAAAAUAGACAGAAAAUUUUUGAUUUUGCAUAAAAAUUCGGACUCUAAGAAAAGUUACGUUUCUGUCCAUGGAUAACCACAAUUUUGCAAUUUGCUCAAUCUUAGCCACCGUACAUAACCCUUCACUUCUCAUUCAUUUAGAUUUUUUUGUUCAAUCGUAGCCACUUGAAGCGUUAGGGAUUUCUCGCCCUCAAUGCAAGUUCAAUUUUUAAAAGACUUGAUGUUAUUUCUUUUAUAUUUGAAGAUUCUUUUGUAUUAAGGACAACAUUGUAUUUAUAUUUAUUAUACAAAUCAAUUUAGUAGUUGUAUUCCCUUAAGGCUUUUUAUAUGAAAAUAAGCGUUUCUCCUUCAAUUGAAGAGCAAUACCCACUGAUGUUUAGUAAACUUCGCAACGGAAUUUAAAUUUCAGAACAAACAUAACGUUUCAAUUUUUAUUCAAAAGUAUGCAAUUGAAGCAUAUACGACUAGAUUAAGCGAAGUAUAUUGAGAUGCAUUUUAUAAUUAUACUUAUAAACUUAAAUAUACGAAAAAAAUCGCAAUCUUUUUUCAAUUGUUUGUAUAAAAGGAUUUAGCAACUGUGCAGCACUGAAUAAACAAUAUUUUAUUAAAACUUUACGA
This is a messenger RNA of Stomoxys calcitrans (stable fly), 2393 nucleotides long. Its product is annotated as CD63 antigen. The coding region runs from base 180 to 887 and encodes 235 amino acids. The transcript is spliced from 5 exons. Lineage: Eukaryota; Metazoa; Arthropoda; Insecta; Diptera; Muscidae. Gene Ontology annotation, cellular component: membrane. The record is from RefSeq and is a predicted model, not a curated record.